UUCGAAAGCCGAACAAUGAAGCACUUUGUGGCACUCUUUCUAGCUCCUCCUAUCGUUAUCAGCAUCGCUCUCUUUUCAUCUCCUUCCCAUGCCGUCUCCUCGUGCAACGGCCCUUGUCAAAUCCAUGACGAUCCCGACGUGGGCGCACACACUUAUGCCAGUACUCUGUCAUCCUCUGAUGGAGGAUGUCGACCCUCAGGCACUCUGCACCGCCACGGCAGGUCCUACCCUAAAUACCGUUGCUCGCCCCCGGUAACGUCUUCCACUCGAGCGACCUUGACGAACAACGACUUCAGCGAAGGCGGGGGCAGCGGGGCAUCGGAGUGCGGCGGCAGAUUCCACGGGAACUCAGAGCUGAUUGUUGCCAUGUCGACCGGGUGGUAUGCCGGUGGGUCUCGAUGCGGGCACAGGAUCAAGAUCAGAUCAAGGAAGACUGGGAGGAGCGUGACAGCCAAGGUGGUCGACGAGUGCGACUCUGUGAAUGGGUGCGCUGGUGGGCAUGAUGGUGAACCACCGUGCCGGAAUAACAUUGUCGACGGUUCAAACGCGGUGUGGCACGCUCUGGGGCUGGACAUAGGAGUGGGUGAAGAGGAUGUCACGUGGUCCAUGGCAUAAAAAUCUGUGUGUUUUCCUUCCCCGGGGACGAUCCAAAUGAGAAUGGACAAGUUCC
This is a messenger RNA of Rhodamnia argentea, 670 nucleotides long. Its product is annotated as kiwellin-like. NCBI's taxonomy places the organism in Eukaryota, Viridiplantae, Streptophyta, Magnoliopsida, Myrtales, Myrtaceae. The transcript has a single exon. The record is from RefSeq and is a predicted model, not a curated record. The coding region runs from base 16 to 615 and encodes 199 amino acids.